AUCAAAUGUAACACAGAGUUAAUUUUUAUUGUGUAAACUGUCACUUUUUUUUGCAUGCUGGCUUCAGUAUGGCUUCAGUAGGGCCUGUUGCCUAACUCCGCAGGCAUGUUUGAUUGACCCCAUAUCAUGAUCACUCCUCCUUCUUUUUCAAAUUUAUGUUAUGAGAUCUGUUCUGUAAAUUUUCAAUAAGUGCGGUUCCCCCUCCCUUAAUUCCUCCUUCCUAAUUCACUCUCAUUUAACUUUACCUUCCUUCCGCUGUCUUUUAUUAUGGCGGGGGUGGGUUGGAGGGUGGAGAGCUGUCUGGGUAAGGGGAGGGAGGGGGCUCUUCUAUCGAUGACCUCACGGUUAGUAUGUGGCAGUGCGGCGGGGAAGGGGGCAGCUGAUUGGUCGCCCGUGUCACACAGCGCCACUUCAAAGCCAGAGAGGAGCCUACAAUUGUGGAAGAAUGGGCGGAACGCAUCAUUGUAUUGCACACCUCUAAAAAAAAAAAAAAAAAGUAGAAGAAGAAGGGGGGGAAAAAAAGCAGCGCUCCUGAUUCAUAAAUAUAAAAAGAUCCUCUGAGGAGGGCAGUGUUUUUGUGUGAUGGCAACUUCACUUCUAGGGGAGGAGCCGAGGUUAGGAUCGACUCCUUUAGCCAUGUUGGCUGCAACAUGCAACAAAAUAGGGAGUCCGAGCCCUUCACCGUCUGCUAUAUCGGAUAAUUCCUCGUCUUUUGGGAAGGGUUUCCACCCGUGGAAGAGAGCCGCCGCCAGCAGCUGCAGCCUCGGCUCCGGCCUGUCCAGCUUCGGGGUGUCCCGGAACGGAUCUGGCAUUGCCUCGGACUCUUUCGGCAACAACGGCUCCAGCGGUUCCAGUGCCUUCUCUCUCACGUCUGGGACAUCGUCCGGCUCCCAUUUCGGAAACGAUUACUCCGUUUUCCAAGCCUCGAGCAACUCUCAAGAGUCCAGCCAUCAGCCGGUCUUCAUCUCCAAGGUGCACACUUCGGUGGACAGCUUGCAAGGCAUUUAUCCGAGGAUGAGCGUUGCGCACCCGUACGAGUCCUGGUUCAAGUCAUCUCACCCCGGGAUUCCGGCGGGAGAGGUCGGCACCACCGGUGCUUCUGCCUGGUGGGACGUGGGAGCAGCGGGGUGGAUUGACGUUCAGAACCCGAAUGGAGCAGCACUACAAUCGUCCUUGCACUCCGGUGGACUGCAGACCUCCUUACACUCUCCCCUCGGAGGAUAUAAUUCUGACUACUCCAGUUUAAGUCACUCUGCUUUCAGCACGAGCCCCUCUCCACACCUGUUGACAACCGGCCAACACCUGAUGGACGGUUUCAAGCCGGUAUUACCCUCUUAUCCGGACACGAGCCCCUCGCCGCUAACUGGAGCAGGUGGGACUAUGCUCUCCGGGGGUCCCCCCACAGCAUUAGCUGGCUCCCCCAGGUCCUCCGCUCGACGGUACUCGGGCAGAGCCACCUGCGACUGUCCGAACUGUCAAGAGGCGGAGAGACUGGGGCCGGCGGGCGCCAGCCUGCGGCGGAAAGGCCUACACAGCUGUCACAUCCCUGGCUGUGGGAAGGUGUACGGCAAAACGUCGCACCUGAAGGCACACCUGCGGUGGCACACCGGCGAGAGGCCGUUCGUGUGCAACUGGCUGUUCUGCGGGAAGAGGUUUACGCGCUCCGACGAGCUUCAGAGGCACUUGCGCACGCACACGGGCGAGAAGCGCUUUGCGUGUCCGGUGUGCAACAAGAGGUUCAUGCGCAGCGACCACCUGAGCAAGCACGUAAAAACUCAUAGCGCCGGGGGGUCCGCUGGCUCCGGCUCCGGGGGCAGCGGGGGGAAGAGGGGCAGCGACACCGAUAGCGAGCACAGCGCGCCGGGGAGCCCUCCGUGCCAUUCCCCCGACUUGUUGCACCCACCUGAAUCCACCCAGGGAGUGGGCAUGAAUGGCCUCUAAAACUGCAUCAUGUUAGGUAAAAUAAAAUUGAAGAAGAAGAAGAAAAAAAAAAGUCAAACGAGUGGACAUACUUCAGUGUAUGCGAUCAGCUCCAUCCUGACUGUUGUCAAUUAAGUGUUUAAGUCUGCAAACUGCGUCAUUUCAGCUGUGCCAUCAAAAACGUCAAAAUUAGUGACUUCAGGCGUGAAAGUGAAACUAAUCUCUUUUAUUUCUCAGUAUGACAUGAAAAAAACCGCUUUGAAAUAUGGAGGCCUUGGAAAAGUUGCGCUCCUGCUGUCAAAACUGUCCUAAAAAAACCCAAACACUGGCACUUUAAUAUCGAGCAAAAAUGUGUGUGUGUGUGUGUGUUUUUGUUUUCUUUGCCACUGCUCGGUUGGAACAAAUAUAUUCAGAUUUUGUGUAGAAUUGUGAAAUUAUGAAAAUUUUCUCUGUUUAACACGUUCACUCAACAGCCUGCAGAUUAGUGCGCUAAGUUUUCUAGGCCAGCAAGCGGUAACUUACACUUUACUCUGCUGCAGAAAUGUUCUGUACAUAAAUGUAGGUUAGAAUAAUUACAGCCCAAAUGUAAAGGUGAGCAACGUAUUUGUCCAGGAGACGAUUUUUGUAUAGGUAUUUCUAGUUGUAUAUGGACUCUAG
Messenger RNA from Xiphophorus hellerii (green swordtail), 2577 nucleotides. RefSeq names its product sp8 transcription factor b (gene sp8b). Gene Ontology annotation, biological process: regulation of transcription by RNA polymerase II. The transcript has 2 exons. Gene Ontology annotation, molecular function: RNA polymerase II cis-regulatory region sequence-specific DNA binding; DNA-binding transcription factor activity, RNA polymerase II-specific. The coding region runs from base 583 to 1941 and encodes 452 amino acids. NCBI's taxonomy places the organism in Eukaryota, Metazoa, Chordata, Actinopteri, Cyprinodontiformes, Poeciliidae. The record is from RefSeq and is a predicted model, not a curated record.